CAAAAUCAUAUGUCAUCAUGACUUAAGAACAAAAAUAGUUUAAAAUAUGAAUUUAUCAAAUUUACAACGGCUUUUUUCAAACUAUUCCACACAAUCAUUUUCCACCAAAAAUUUUUCGACAGAAUCUACAAGAUCUUCGAUCCAAGUAUGUCUUUUGAACGCCCAUACACCUCUGGGAAAAAUGACCAGUUUCCUCCUCAAGCAAAAUCCAAUAGUAUCAAAAGUAAAACUUCAAGGGGACAGAAAAGUUACAAAUUUAGCUGAAGUAUUAAAUCAGAUUGACACAAAAUGUCGAGUGGAGCCUUAUCCCCACGUUAAAGAUCUUCCGAAAUCCUUAAUGGGAGCAGACAUUGUGUUACUUCUAUCAAGUCAAGUAUGGCCUCAAGACACACCCAUCGGGAAGCGAAUUCUUGGAGAAAGUCAACGAGUGUAUGACGUUAUCAAAGAAUGUACCUUACAAGCUCCUAAAGCGUUAGUCGUCGUAGCUGUUCCUCCAGUAUCAGUAUUUACGCCUUUCGUCGCUAAUGUGUUCAAACAGUCUCAUUUUUACCAUCCUGGUAAGAUAGUUGGUUCAGCUGCAAUGGCACAGAUUACUAUUAAUAGUCUAGUUGGUAGAUAUCAUGAUAUGAAUCCAUUUAUAACCCAGGUACCAAUCAUAGGCGGUCCAGAUAUAGAUGUUGCGGUACCACUACUAAGCAGAGCUAAGCCAGUGCCUGUACCUGCCAGAUGUACUAACAUUUUGAUGUCAAAAUUCAGGCAAGUAGAGCUAGAGUCAUUUCCAAAAAUACAUUGCAAGGAAAACUGUACUGAAUAUCAUCCAAUUAGUGAAGCGUAUGCUCUAAAUAAUAUGAUUGUAACACUAGGUUCAGGUAUACUAGAAGAUCCAAAAGCUGUCUAUAACGCCUUUGUAAGAAUGAACCUGGUUUCCAGUUGUCAGUAUCUGGUAUCGCUGCUGCAAUUUUCAAAAGAGGGAGUUGUGCAUAAUUUUGGAUUGCCAACACUGACGAAUUUCGAACUGGGUAUGUUGGAACGGGCAAUUACAUUAAUAAAACUACGAGAGGAAAUAGCGACGGAACUCGUUAGUUACUGCGAGGGAAAAUGUAAAACGCCAACUAUGAAACGAGCUGGACUUAAUUGAUAUUUGUAAUGUAAAAAAG
This is a messenger RNA of Diabrotica balteata, 1157 nucleotides long. Lineage: Eukaryota; Metazoa; Arthropoda; Insecta; Coleoptera; Chrysomelidae. The record is from the annotation of a GenBank genome assembly.